Messenger RNA from Syngnathus typhle (broad-nosed pipefish), 3315 nucleotides. RefSeq names its product angiopoietin 1 (gene angpt1). The record is from RefSeq and is a predicted model, not a curated record. Gene Ontology annotation, molecular function: receptor tyrosine kinase binding. Gene Ontology annotation, biological process: Tie signaling pathway; angiogenesis. The transcript has 9 exons. The coding region runs from base 461 to 2011 and encodes 516 amino acids. NCBI's taxonomy places the organism in Eukaryota, Metazoa, Chordata, Actinopteri, Syngnathiformes, Syngnathidae.
ACAUUCCUCCGCAGGCUCUACAAGGGGCAGGCUCAGAGUGUGCUGGAAGCUUGGAACUGUUCUUCAGUGAGAGUAUCUCUCACUCCCCUGCAGUUGUUAAGCCAGAGAGCAAAAGGGAGAAAGCACAGUGGGGGGGCGGAAGGUCUAACGGCACCGUCCCAAAUGAUCCAGCAUCUAUUUUAAAAGUGUUGAUUGACUGACUUUUUUUUUUUGCUGACUUUGGCUUUUGUGGAAGAAGAUAAUCAAGUUGUCACCCUGCAGGAGCUGCGCAGAACGUUUGGGGCCUGCACGGAAACUUGAAGGAGCUACCUCAAGGACGACAGUGGCUUUCAAUGGUGGCGCUCCAAUGUAAAGAUGGACUGCGUACAUCUGAGACCAACAAUGUUCUUCACAGCCUCUUGAUGCACAUCCAAAGAAAACGUUCAGACAAGCAGACCAAAGAAGAUCAAGGGCUCCUGAUAUGAUGCUGUGCCACACUUUUGGAUCUCACCUGCUGUCUUUGGCGGCGAUUGCGGUGAUCGUGAGCUGCGGCGGAGGCGAGCAAAGACGAGGGUCCGACAGCACCGGCGGCGGCGGCGGAGGAAGCGGCAGCAGACGCUUCCAUAAGAUCCAGCAUGGCCAGUGCACUUACACCUUCAUAUUACCUGAAGGAGGGCCAGCCGGGGACGGUUCCUCCUGCAGGGAGGCCAAAAGCGGAAGCCCGCAGUAUAACGCCAAUUCCCUCCAGAGAGACUCGCCGCCACCUGAGCCAGACUUUCCAAAACAGAAGAUCCAGCAGCUUGAACACAUUAUGGAGAAUUACACCCAGUGGCUACAGAAGAUUGAGAAUUAUAUCAAGGAAAGCAUGAAAACAGAGAUGGCUCAACUGCAGCAAAGCGCCGUUCACAACCACACAGCAGCCAUGUUGGAAAUGGGCACCAACAUUCUUUCUCAAACUGCAGAGCAAACACGGAAACUGACUGAUGUUGAGACACAGGUUUUGAAUCAGACGUCGAGACUCGAGAUCCAGUUGCUGGAAAAUUCUCUUUCCACUAACAAGUUAGAGAAGCAGUUAAUGAUCCAGACAAAUGAGAUCAACAAGCUCCAUGACAAGAACAGUCUGCUGGAGCAGAAGAUGAUAGACAUGGAGACGAGACACCAUGAAGAAUUGGAGACACUAAAGCAGGAGAAAGGAAGUCUCCAGGUUCUUGUUGGGAGGCAAAGCGGGGUUAUCAUCGAGCUGGAAGCCCAGCUGAGCCGGGCCACUGGAAACAGCACUGCCCUGCAAAGACAGCAACAGGAGAUGAUGGACACCGUCCACAAUCUGCUCAAUCUUUGCUCCAAAGACGGAGUCCCAAAAGUCCUGGAUGAAGAAAAGAAGUUCCGUGAUUGCGCUGACCUUUACCAGGCGGGCUUUCAUAAGAACGGCGUCUACAACAUCCAAAUCAACUUACAAGAGAACAAAAGGGUGUAUUGCAACAUGGAAACAGCUGGCGGCGGAUGGACCGUCAUCCAACAUAGAGAAGACGGCAGCGUGGAUUUUCAAAGAACGUGGAAGGAAUACAAAAUGGGUUUUGGAAGCACGUCGGCAGAACAUUGGUUGGGGAACGAAUAUGUUUACCUCCUGACGAGCCAAAGGCAGUACGUUCUCCGCGUUGAACUGACAGACUGGGACGGACACCAGGCCUUCUCGCUAUAUGAUCGCUUUCAAAUUGGGAGCGAGAAACAGAACUACAGGCUGUUCCUGAAAAGCCACAGCGGGACGGCAGGCAGACAGAGUAGUCUGGUGAUCCACGGAGCAGACUUCAGCACCAAGGACGUGGACAAUGACAACUGCAUAUGCAAGUGCGCCCUUAUGUUCACGGGCGGUUGGUGGUUCGAUGCUUGCGGGCCAUCCAACCUUAACGGCAUGUACUUUGUGCAAGGACAGCACGUGGGGAAGGUAAACGGUAUCAAGUGGCACUACUUUAAGGGUCCCAGAUAUUCACUACGAGCCACGGCCAUGAUGAUCCGCCCGCUGGAAUUUUCCUAGCCGUUCAAUGGCUAUUCAACACACCAAUGGGACCUUUCCAGCUUUGUCCUCAUCUCAUUUCACCGGCCAUGCUUCAUAACCUUUUCCCGCGCAAUGAAAACGCCGUGGGGGAAGAAAACAGAAGGAGACAUGAUUUAUGCUCCUGAUCAGAUUGACACACACAUUUAUUUAAGGACACUCUAAAUCAAGUGUGCUUCUUCUCCCCGCACUGGGAUCGUGUGCAGGUUUUCAAAACAAAAUGAAGAUUUUUUUUUUUUCCUUCUUGUGAGAAUGAAGACGUUUUAAAUUGGAUGAAGGACAGAGCGGCGAGGACUCACAAACUGCGGGACAGAACUGAACUUUUAUGCUCUGAGGACACAACUCACAUAUUUGUCUUUUUUUUUUUUGUAUUAAAAUGUCGCUCACGGAAUAAAAUGCUUUAAUUGUGUGUUUUGAAGUAUUCAUCUCGUAUGGCAACUGUAUACAAAUAUCCACCAUCACGUGAAUGUAUAUUACAAUAUAUUGUAUUAUGAAUCUAUAUUUGUCAUGAUGAAGUUUGAAGGUGACCUUUAUUUUUAUGAAUGAUGUUUUUGGUUAUAUUGUGGUUGGAAAGCCAUUUUGAGAAGCGAAUGACUCACUCGUCUGCUAGAAAAUGUUGCUUUUAUAUCUGCACAUGCAUAGAAAGAACAAAAUGCGCAUUUACAUAUUCAAGCCAUGUGAAAUGAUUCUGGGACAUUACGGAUGUCAUUCACCAUUUAAAAAAAAUAUAUAUAAGGGCUUAUAUUAAGCUGGUUGUCAUGGUUGCAAAUUUAACUGAUGGUCAUUUCCAUCUGUCCUGCAUCAUCAUAACUCAAACUAAGAUAAAGCAUUUUUUUUUUUUUUAUGAUACAUCAACAUGACACUUCAUCAGCGUUUCUGUUUUCCAUUCAUGCUGCUGCCGUUGGCUAUGAGACAUGUAAAUUCAAUGUUCCAGCAAAUUAUUCACACACUUUCAUAACCUUUACCUUACGACAACAGAAUGUGUUGGAGGAUUCAUGGAAGGUAGAAAUACAAAUUUGAUGUAUCUGGAACAUAUAAACCUACCAGUGACAUGUUGGAAAAACAUCCAUUGAAUGUGUUUGUAUAUAAAUCAGCUUUCAGGAAAGCUUUUUUUUUUUUUAACGUCAGAUUAACAGAAUGAAAAAAACACGAGUCACAAGUGUCACUGAUAAACUCUGCUUUUACCUCAUUAAACUGUAGAUGUACUGAUUUAUUUAAACAUCUUUUGUAUCAUGUGCUCAGUGUUGUGUUGCUACCAAAUAAAAUGUGAUGCACUAAGAUUAUAA